AUGGGUUCAGUAUCGGAAUUUCCCCGCAUCAAGGAGAUCCGCACCUUCGUCAUUGACGGCGUCGGCUCCGGUGGUGAUUACCACAAUGUCAAAGGAGGCCACUGGCUGAUUGACAGCAACAUUUCUACUCCCAUGACCAAGUGGGCAGAAUACCGAGGCUCGCGUACUUCUUGGGGUAUCAAUGUCUUGGGUUCUUUCUGUGUGGAGAUUGAGGCAACAGAUGGUACCAAGGGCUUCGCAACUGGAUUCGGUGGUCCUCCUGCUUGUUGGCUGGUUCACCAGCACUUUGAGCGCUUCCUGAUUGGCGAAGAUCCCCGCGAUACCAACAACCUCUUUGAGAAGAUGUACCGCGCUUCCAUGUUCUACGGUCGUAAAGGUCUGCCGGUGGCUGCAAUCUCCGUUGUCGAUCUUGCCCUCUGGGAUUUGAUUGGCAAGAUUCGCAAGGAGCCUGUUUACAAGAUGAUUGGUGGUGCGACCCGGUCUCGCCUGGACUUUUACUGCACUGGACCCCAACCUGGCAUUGCCAAGGCAGCAGGUUUCAUCGGUGCCAAGGUGGCUUUGCCUCACGGACCUGAUGAGGGAACCGAGGGCCUGCUCAAGAACGUCGAGUACCUGCGUCAAAUGCGGGCCAGCGUUGGACCAGACUUUCCGCUCCGUGUCGACUGCUACAUGUCUCUUACUGUUUCUUACACCAUUCAGCUUGUCAAGCGCUGUGAGCAAGAGGGAUUGGACAUUGACUGGUGGGAGGAGUGCCUGUCGCCCGAUGACUUCGAUGGUCACGAGUUGCUGAAGCGUGCCCACCCCACUGUGAAGUUCACUACCGGCGAGCACGAGUUCUCCCGCUACGGUUUCCGCAAGCUUGUCGAGGGUCGCAAUCUUGAUAUUAUCCAGCCUGAUGUGAUGUGGCUUGGUGGUCUCACCGAGCUUCUCAAGGUCUCUGCCCUUGCUGCCGCUUACGAUAUUCCCGUCGUCCCCCACGCCUCUGGUCCUUACUCCUACCAUUAUGUUGUUUCUCAAUCCAACUGCCCCUUCCAAGAAUACUUGGCCAACUCACCGGAUGGCAAGUCUGUUCUGCCGGUGUUCGGAAAUCUUUUCUUGAACGAGCCUAUCCCAACCCAGGGCUUCCUUGAUGUCUCAAUUCUAGACAAGCCUGGCUUCGGUCUUGAGCUUAACCCCAACGCUCCUCUGAUCCCAGGCUCCGUCCUGUUGAAUCCUUCACCCCAGAAGAGCCUGCCUGCUCCUGACAAUGAGCAUCUCGCCAAUGGCACCGCCUAA
This is a messenger RNA of Penicillium odoratum, 1275 nucleotides long. RefSeq names its product L-rhamnonate dehydratase. Lineage: Eukaryota; Fungi; Ascomycota; Eurotiomycetes; Eurotiales; Aspergillaceae. Gene Ontology annotation, biological process: carbohydrate catabolic process. Bases 1 to 1275 code for a protein of 424 amino acids. The record is from RefSeq and is a predicted model, not a curated record. The transcript has 3 exons. Gene Ontology annotation, molecular function: L-rhamnonate dehydratase activity; magnesium ion binding.